Messenger RNA from Physcomitrium patens, 2772 nucleotides. Its product is annotated as ornithine aminotransferase, mitochondrial. Gene Ontology annotation, molecular function: L-ornithine transaminase activity; pyridoxal phosphate binding; identical protein binding. The record is from RefSeq and is a predicted model, not a curated record. Gene Ontology annotation, cellular component: cytoplasm. NCBI's taxonomy places the organism in Eukaryota, Viridiplantae, Streptophyta, Bryopsida, Funariales, Funariaceae.
AUCUGUCUCAACCACUCGUGAAAGUUUCGACGGUGCGGAUAAUCGGAUUCGGCGAGCAGACGCUGCGCGCAUCGUGUGAAUGAAGCUUUGGGGAUGGAGUUUUCUCUUCCUAUAUCUCUCUCUCUCGCUCUUUAUUUGAACACUUUUGACAUAACUCAUUCGGUGUAGAGAAAGACCAGCCAAAUAGGAGGCUGCCUUGCGUUAAGUGCGAAUGGGCAUAUUGAAUUGUAAAGCCACUCGGACUGCGUUGAUCUCUGGAUGCUUGUGAUGAGUAGGAAUUGGAUGAAUACAUGAAUUUCUUGCCAUUACUUUUGCGUACAGAUUGGAGAAUUUAGGAGUUUCUUUUGAUCAGGGAGAUGGCCGCCGGGUGAAGAGGGUUUUUGGACGCUGAUGCUGAUGUAGUGGUGGCAGUUGCGGAGAAAUGAAGCGAUUUCAACGACGGGAUUGAAUUUUGUGUUUCGUAGUUCAAUUCCGCCAUUCUUGCACCAGUUUUUCUUUGUUAAUGUGUUGAAGACAGGGCGAUUGCCAGCCCCCAAACAUUAGAGCACUACGGUUCGUGGGGUUUUAUUGAAAGAAAUAAGGAGAACGUCGGAAUGUCUAUUUACGUUUGAGGCCGAGCGUUUGGCAAGUUGUUGCCAUUGAGGAUUCGGAGGAAUUGACGCAGCCUGAAUAUUGAUUGCAUUCUUCCAAGAUUUCAAAGAGUCUGCAAUUGUUCGGGUGUGUACAGCGCUCGCACUAUCCGAUGCAGUAGUGAUCGUACCGAAAUCUCAGUGUCUUCAUCAAUGGUGUUUGAGUUUGUGCGAUUAAGCAUCGUAGAAGCCUGAGUUUAUCCUAUCGGACGCGCAAGCUGGUGAAGCGGUGAACUUUCAGUGGCAAGAUGGCAUCGAAAGGGCGGCUGGUGCAGACAGUUGCUAGGUUUGCAUUGUCAAGUCGCCUACAAGGUCGAGUACCUGUUAUUGUUCAGAGUCACGCACAAUCCACAAGCACACAACCAUCAGAUUCUCAACAGCCGCCUUCGGUUACCCUUUCCACCGAAGACCUUAUUCAGAUGGAGCACAAAUUUAGUGCACACAAUUACCACCCUAUAUCGGUAGUGUUUGCAAAGGCUAAGGAUGUGGAGGUGUGGGAUCCUGAAGGCUCUAAGUACUUGGAUUUCCUCUCGGCUUACUCUGCAGUGAAUCAGGGCCAUGGGAACCAAAAGAUAAUUGAUGCAUUAAUCGAGCAAGCACAACGUCUGACCUUGAGUUCGCGAGCUUUCCAUAACGACAAGUUUCCCGUAUUUGCCAAGAUGUUGACAAGCAUGUUCGGUUACGAGAUGAUGCUUCCCAUGAACACGGGUGCUGAGGGUGUUGAAACGUCGAUCAAGUUGGCUAGGAAAUGGGCUUAUGAGAAAAAGGGUAUCUCUAAGGAUGAGGCUGUGGUCAUUUCAUGCUGUGGUUGUUUUCAUGGCCGGACAAUGGCAGCGAUUUCGAUGAGCUGCGAUAAUGAGGCUACGCGUGGUUUCGGACCAUUAUUGGGUGGUCAGGCAAAAGUAGAUUUUGGUGAUGCUAGUGCCCUUGAAAAACUGCUCCAAGAGAAAGGAGACAAAGUCGCUGCAUUCUUGUUCGAGCCCAUUCAAGGAGAAGCUGGGGUUGUCAUGCCUCCAGAUGGAUACCUGAAGAAGGUCAGGCAAUUAUGCACAAAGUAUAAUGUCUUGAUGAUAGCCGAUGAAAUUCAAACAGGGAUCGCGCGCACAGGACGUCUGUUGGCAUGCGACUGGGAGGAUGUUAGACCUGAUGUUGUGAUCUUGGGGAAGGCAUUAGGAGCAGGAGUAUUGCCUGUUAGUGCAGUGCUUGCUGAUGCGGACAUCAUGUUGUGCAUCCGACCGGGCGAACAUGGCAGUACGUUUGGGGGAAAUCCGUUGGCUUCUGCUGUGGGCAUAGCUGCCUUGGAAGUGGUCACGGAACAAAAUCUAUCUGAAAGAUCAGAUAAGAUGGGACAGGAGUUCAGAGAGCAGUUACGAGGUAUACAAAAAGACUAUCCCAAUUUAAUCAAAGAAGUUCGUGGUCGUGGGCUUUUAAAUGCUGUGGUGCUGAACCAAGCAGAUUUAGGCAACGCUACAGCCUAUGAUGUCUGUAUGGGCUUGAAGAAUAGAGGAAUUCUGGCUAAACCUACACACGGAAACAUAAUUCGGCUGUCACCACCUCUCACCAUCAAGCGAGAACAAGUAGCACAGGCAAGCAAGGCGCUGAGAGAAGUUUUUGAAUUCGAUUUGGCAGAUAUGAAGCUUCAUGCUGAAGACCGCUCCCCACCCAAAACUCCUGAUGCAUGUGAUCGCUGUGGACGCUACAAGUAUGUCAUGCCUGAGACUGAGCUUUGAGCACUUCGUUGCCCACUUGUCGGCUUCACUGAGGAGAGCCAGGUUACGUAUGUGACAUAUUGGUGGCUUGUUGUUAAACCUUUUUGUGCAGCAGUUUCACUAUAGUUGAUUUAUCAUUGGUUCAUUCUGGCCAGUGAUACGAAAUCUUGUGUGUAAAGCUUUGAUGAUAAUAUUAGUUUAUUUACGGUACUGGUACAUUCAGUUUUAGUAUUGGUCUUCAUUGUAUGGUCCAGUUACAUGGCUUUCAGUGCUUACAAGUUUGCAAGAAAUUUGCAUACUGCAAGCAUUGGUGCUGGAUAUGGUUAAACUUUUUAAUUAUGUAGCGUGAAAGAACAGGGUGUAAUUUGAUCAAAUCGUUUACGUAGGUAAAGAUUAUAUGAAGAUUGUAUAAAGAUUAUUUAGUUGUUUGUAUA